Scheffersomyces stipitis CBS 6054 is the source of this 699-nucleotide messenger RNA. Its product is annotated as Rtf1p. Lineage: Eukaryota; Fungi; Ascomycota; Pichiomycetes; Serinales; Debaryomycetaceae. The annotation marks the transcript as partial. The transcript has a single exon. The record is from RefSeq and is a predicted model, not a curated record. Gene Ontology annotation, molecular function: DNA binding.
CUCAGCAUCUUCUCCGAUUCGUCUAUAUCUCAUGAGGAGUUUGACAGAUAUUUACAUGAAUUGGAAAAGACUGGAGAAACAAUUGACUACGUGGAUGAUGUUAACGAUAAAUAUGACCAAUUGCAAGCUUUCUUCAAUAGAGGUCUCAGUGACAAGGAUGUCAAUGAGAUGAUUUCUAGGAAGCAGAAAUUACAAGGUAGAGACGAAUUGUCGGGUUAUGAUGCAGUUACGAGAAAGGCUAGAUUGAUGGACGAACUAAAGAUCGCAAAGCAGCAGGCCAACCCCCAGAAAGCGAGAGAAAUCAUCGACAAGUUGAAGAAAUUGGACUCAAUGUUGUUAAAUCAGACCACCCACAACCCUUCUCUGUCUGCCAACGUCAUGUCCAAAGUCAAUGAAAGAAACCGUAAAUUGAAUCUGACAAACAUCAGGAAGGCUGAAAUAAAAUCUAGAAACACAGCAACGGUGACGGAUGGUGGUGACCCUUUCUCAAGAUUGAAGACCACUACUAGAAUCUUCUAUCAAGAUUUGAUCAACCAGGAGAAUGAAAAGGCUAUAAAUGAUGCCAAAGCUAAGUACCAAGAGUUGUUGGAUGAAAAGAGCAAGCAAGAAGAAAAGAUUGCCAAGUCCACUUACAGAGAGUUUGGAGAGAUGGACAAACUUAUCAAGAGCAUUGACAUUGACUUGGAAAUAGUUAUCUAG